This is a messenger RNA of Effrenium voratum, 2820 nucleotides long. NCBI's taxonomy places the organism in Eukaryota, Dinophyceae, Suessiales, Symbiodiniaceae. The record is from the annotation of a GenBank genome assembly.
AUGGUGAGCUCCAACGUUGUGCCACGUGUGCGGAUAGACUGCAGGCCUGAGGUGAAUGAGAGCGAGAGUGCCUCGGGGUCAGACACGGACACUUCUGCCAGCUCUUGGGAAAAUGGAGCCGCCUGGCUUGCAAGCUGGGAGAGGUUUCAGGCUCUUCGGAAGGUCUGGCAGAAUACAGCGCCCUGGACAAAGAACGUCUUGGCGUUCUGGCACACCUACCUGCUUUUUGUGGUAGCUUGUGCGAUUGCAUGCUCGUCCCUGGUGGUGGUCUUGUUUUGGCACGUUGAGUGGUUCCACCGGUAUCACCCGGACGUCUCCGAGUUCGACUUCACUUUGCAUUUUCUGGCCGCCUUUGUGAAAAGUUGGCUGCUCAUAAGCAUCGCCAGCGACCUGCUCCGUUUUUGUUAUUUGCUCGGGGUGGACGUGUGGAGGGUGGACAUGUUCGAGGCCUACCGCCGCGCCAUGUGCUUCGCCUCCUUCGCGGAGAUCAAUGCGGGAAAUUUGUAUGUCUGUGGGUGGCCGCAGCCCAUCCAGAACUGGCGCAAGGUGGUGGACCUGGUGCUGCAGGUCUGCAUCUACGUGUCGCUGGACGUGCUGCCAGUGAUUUUGCUGGCGUUAGACUUUGCCUCCUGGAGCUACCAUUUCACUCUGGCCGUCGUGGUGCUGUCUGUGGCUUGCGUCCAUGUUCUCCUCUUCUUCCUCUCCUGGUCCUUCGGAGAUUUGGCCCUGAAAUGUGCCGCUUUCUCGGCCGCGUGCCGGGGGAAGGUGCUGAAGGUUUCCCACUUGGGCACUGCCACGAAGCUGCUCCCCAUCCCCGUGAUGGACGAGCAGCCAGAAGAGACGGCGGUGCCAGGCUGGGAGCUGCAGAAUACCUUCUUGGUGGAGGACGCCCCGCCUGCACAGGGCCCGGGCCAACGCUCGCGUGGCCGUUUCGCUACUGCCCGCAGCUCCAAGAGGAGCAAGACACUCCAGCUGCCGUUUUCCGCCGAAAGGGACACGGGCUCAGGCUCGGACACGGAGAAUUUCCCGUCAAUGGCACGCGCACCUUCCAGCUGGACACUGCCCAGCUCCAUCCACGCCGAGCGAUCUGGUCACAUCCUUUUGAAUGAGCACAUCGUUCGGAACGCGGAGUCUGUAGGAAGUGUGGGCGGGGACAGCCCCUGGGAUGCUUGCAUGCCGCUCUGCGUCAGCAUUUUCUGCCUGGCCGAUGUCUUUCCGCUGGUCUUUACAGUUCUGGUUUGCAUCCUGGGCGCCGCCUUCGAGCGCUAUGCCGUCGUGACCAUUAGCCUGCUGGCUGCUGUGCUGGUCCUGGCAUUGAUAUACAUUGGCAAGCCCAGGGAAUCCUUGUUGCAAUGCUGGCCCAAACGCCCGCACCUGGACAAGAUGCAAGACUGGGGGGAGAUGUUUUGCUCCUUGUCCUACGCGGAUCAGCUGGCGAAUCGCGCCCCCUUCGUGGCCAUCACGUACCUUCUGGGGGUCUUGGCGGGGUACCUGGACUGGUGGUACUCCAUGUCCUACUGCGCCGUGAUCCUGGUGCUCUGCUUCCUGGUGCAGAUCGCCGUGCUGGUGGAGAGGCCCUGGGGGUGGCUCCUGGGUAUGUUAGAGAGCCUGGCGCUGGCGCUGGUCUGCUGCGGCAUCCUGUGGGCCAGCCCCGUGCUGGGGCCCGGCCAGGACACCGUGCUGAUUUUGGGCUUCUUCGGGUUUCGGCUCUUUGGGCUGCAGAAGCAGCUGGUGUCCGGGCAGGGGGCGAAGAAGCUGGCGAUGGUGGCCUUGUGCACUUUCCAGCUGGCCCUAGACGUCUUCGUCAUCUGCAGCUGCAUCGCGCAUCAUCGCGAGGAGGCCCAGGAGCCCAUGUUCUGCGACCCCAGGUUGCCCUCUUGCCCGCACUACCGCGUGGGCUACAUUGGGGACCUGGGGGGCCGGUGGCCCAUCUGCGAGAUGAGCUUCAUGACCAACGGCCAGGGCACGUCGCUCUCCCUGUCGGACUUCGCCCUGAUGUCUGCCUUUACUUACGAACCCCCGAAGAACGUGCCGAGUCUGCUGCAGCAAUUCUUUCCCGGCUGGCGCGUCAGCUUCCAGCACAUCCCCCUGUUGCUGACCGGAACCUUUGACUGGACCUCCUUCUAUGAGUUCACCUCAGAGGACAACAGCACUUCGGUAUUUGCAGUGAGGGGAACCACGGAUAUCUUCGAUGCGCUGCAGGAUAUGGACCUGUGGCUGCCGGUUGGCAUGAUGUAUGUCUUCGAGAGGCUUGGGCCAAACAUCGUGAGCCUGUGGGGUCCUGGUAUUGCCUGGAUCUGUCGUCGGGUGUAUCUGUUGCAAGAUGGGAACUUCUCACUGUCCUUCAUGGGGCUGCUGCACGAAGUGCGCGCUCGCAUGCAGAGCUACCCCAGCCGGGUGUACUACAUCACGGGCCACUCGCUGGGCGGAGGCAUCGCCAAGCUGGUGGCCGCCGAGGCCAUGCGCGAAGAGCUCAAGGAGUCAGGUCUCUCGGACCGGGUGGAGAUGACGGCGGUGGCCUUCGCCGCGCCGGGCAUCGGCGUGGCGGAGGCGCUGCUCUUCGGCCGGGACGUGAAAAGCACCAACCGUCUCACCUCUGUGACGGUGCAGCCCCAGAAUGACAUAGUGUCCCGCAUCGAUCACAACACAGGCUCGGCCAUCCCGGUGGACUGCAAGGGUAGCCCGCGGCACUGCCACAGCAUCUACGCCACGCUCUGCUCCAUGUACCGCGUCUGCGGCUCGAAGAGGGCGAGCCACGAGCUGUUGAUCCCCUGUGGCUGGUGUGCGGAUAUGCCUUGUGACCUGAAUUCAUCUGCCUAG